AUGAAGCUCAACGCCCUACCCCUCCUGUUCGCCACCGCUGCUAGCGCCAGUGUUCAGGGUUUCGACAUCUCCAGCUAUCAACCUACCGUGAACUUUGCCGGUGCUUAUGCAGCUGGGGCCCGCUUCGUCAUGAUCAAGGCAACUGAGGGUACCAGCUACAUCUCCAGCUCUUUCUCGAGCCAAUACACAGGUGCCACUAACGCCGGUCUAAUUCGUGGUGGUUAUCACUUUGCUCAGCCAGCCAGCAGCACCGGUGCUGCACAAGCCAAGUACUUCCUCGCCCACGGUGGAAAUUGGUCCAAUGAUGGUCUGACCCUGCCUGGUAUGCUGGACAUCGAAUACAACCCAUCCGGCGCAACCUGCUAUGGGCUCAGCCAAUCAGCCAUGGUUGCAUGGAUCAAAGACUUUGGCGAGACCUACAAGGCCACUGCUGGCCGGUACCCUAUGAUCUACACGACCACCGACUGGUGGAACACUUGCACUGGUGGCAGCACGGCAUUCGGUGCGGAUUACCCAUUGGUUCUGGCUCGAUACAGUACUUCGGUCGGUACUGUGCCAGCUGGCUGGCCUUACCAGAGCUUCUGGCAGAACUCGGACGCGUAUAGCUUCGGAGGUGAUUCGGAAAUUUGGAAUGGCAGCGAAGACUCUCUGAAGAAAUUUGCCAAGAUCGCUGCUUAA
Messenger RNA from Penicillium vulpinum, 678 nucleotides. Its product is annotated as lysozyme. Gene Ontology annotation, molecular function: lysozyme activity. Gene Ontology annotation, biological process: cell wall macromolecule catabolic process; carbohydrate catabolic process; peptidoglycan catabolic process. Bases 1 to 678 code for a protein of 225 amino acids. The record is from RefSeq and is a predicted model, not a curated record. NCBI's taxonomy places the organism in Eukaryota, Fungi, Ascomycota, Eurotiomycetes, Eurotiales, Aspergillaceae. The transcript is spliced from 2 exons.